Truncatella angustata is the source of this 642-nucleotide messenger RNA. RefSeq lists its product as uncharacterized. The record is from RefSeq and is a predicted model, not a curated record. Bases 1 to 642 code for a protein of 213 amino acids. The transcript has a single exon. NCBI's taxonomy places the organism in Eukaryota, Fungi, Ascomycota, Sordariomycetes, Amphisphaeriales, Sporocadaceae.
AUGGGUUUCCUAGACUUGCCUGUCGAGAUUCGCAACAACAUAUACCGGCAAUUGUUGGUUGCAAAGCAGACUUUAAUGCUCUUCAAAGACAGGGGCUCUGAGGUUGUAGAGGUGUUUGUGCCUGGGUACUCGUUCAGGGCACUUCCACUUUUGCGUACGAACCGGCGUGUCCAGGAAGAGGCUUGCGCAAUACUCUACGGCAGUAAUUGUUUCAAUUUCGUGGAUACGACAGAAUACCAAGGAGAGCUACUAUGUGCCUUCUUGAAAGCUAUCGGAGUUCGAAAUGCGAGCUUAUUGACACAUGUUAGCAUAAAUUUUCCAGCCUUGAACCUAUCAGGGAUUGACGUCGCAGAGCUCAAUGUUGUGAACGGGAGCUUGUGGACCGUCAAAUUGCUCCAGGAGCAAUGCACCAAUCUUAGAAUUCUCGAAACCAUCGUUCAAGCCGAAAAUUCCUUCGGACUAGUCGAGUCUGAUGAUUUGGACUCAAGUCUUGUCGGAUCUGCGCUUUCCCAAGUCCAGGCUCAGUUUGAAGCAAUACCGAAUUUGAAAAAAGUCGUCGUCACAUUCUAUACAGGAAUUCCAAGCACAUUUGUCAGAAAUAGCUUCGAGGGAAAUGGCUGGGUCGUGCAGCAGGGGAGAUGA